AUGGACUCCGACUCGUACUACAUCGUACAGCUCUUCCAGCAAGGCUCCUACCGCGCCGCCAUUGCCGCCUAUCAAGAGCUCUCAUCCCCCUCUCCCCUCCUCUCACUCUACGCUGCCCGCGCCCACCUCGCCCUGACCCCUCCCGCCGUCAAACCCGCCCUCUCGCUCCUCUCCUCCCUCCCUAAAACACUCGACAUCCGAGCAAUCACCUCUCUCGCGCACUACCUCCAAGGCGAGACCGAGUCGGCCGUCGGAGACUUGGAGGAGUUGUUGGCGGAUUUGGGGGACCAGGGACUUGAGGAGGGGGAUGAGACGGAGGGUAGGUUCGUGAGGGGCGUGAUUGGGACUGUUUGGGUGCUUGAGGGCGAGGAACGGAGGGAGGAGGGGAUUGAGAUCUUGAGGGAGGCGGUCGAGUUGGGCAAGGAUCAGGAAUGCCUCGGCAUCUUGUCGCACCUCUACAUCUCGCUCAACCUCCCUCACCUCUCCUCCGCGCUCCUCUCCUCUCCCUCCGUCACAGCCUUCACCUCCGACUCUCUCCUCUCCCAGCUCCUCGUCGCACGCUCGAACCUCGCCACCGGUCCGGCAAACAAGUAUCAAGACGCGUACUACGUGUUUGAGGAGAUCAAGGGUAUGCAGGGGGGAAGGGGAGAGGGUGUGUUGGCGGGUGUGGCGGUGGCGCAGGCUGCGUUGGGACGGUGGGAGGAGGCGAGGGAUGCGACGAACGAGGCGUUGGAGAUGAACCCGACGCACCCGACUUCGCUCGCCAACUCUGCCGCCCUCGCGCUCCACACGGGCAAGACGGCCGCUGCCGCCGACGAGAUCAUCGCACAACUGCGAGCAGCCGACGCGUCGCACCCGCUCGUCGCCGAUCUCGAAGCCAAGUCUUCGCUCUUCGACGACGCUGCCUCGCGAUUUGCGCCCGCCGUGACGGCCUAA
Messenger RNA from Rhodotorula toruloides NP11, 936 nucleotides. Its product is annotated as coatomer protein complex, subunit epsilon. Gene Ontology annotation, biological process: endoplasmic reticulum to Golgi vesicle-mediated transport; retrograde vesicle-mediated transport, Golgi to endoplasmic reticulum; intra-Golgi vesicle-mediated transport. The record is from RefSeq and is a predicted model, not a curated record. Bases 1 to 936 code for a protein of 311 amino acids. Gene Ontology annotation, molecular function: structural molecule activity; protein binding. The transcript has 5 exons. Gene Ontology annotation, cellular component: COPI vesicle coat. Lineage: Eukaryota; Fungi; Basidiomycota; Microbotryomycetes; Sporidiobolales; Sporidiobolaceae.